Messenger RNA from Bactrocera latifrons, 980 nucleotides. It is a transcript of the gene ND-PDSW, whose product is annotated as NADH dehydrogenase [ubiquinone] 1 beta subcomplex subunit 10. The record is from RefSeq and is a predicted model, not a curated record. NCBI's taxonomy places the organism in Eukaryota, Metazoa, Arthropoda, Insecta, Diptera, Tephritidae.
UAUUGCGAAUGACAUUAGUUUUAUUCGGCAAAAUAACUAACGAAUAAUAAUUAUUGCCUGCGGAGAUACUAUGUAAGAGCUAUUCAAAAAUAAAAAACGAAGAAUGUAAAGUGAAGACGCCAACCAGAAAAAACCGUAUUACCAGCUGAAUUUUGACAACUUGCAGAGAACGUAUAUUUAUGUACGUUCUCUGUUUGAAGCAUAAGCAACAUUAGACUCACGGAUUGUGGGCAUUGUGAAAAUUAUUAUUUUGUUUUACCGCAAAUAGACGAUGCCGGAACCUCGGAGCCCGAUGGCAAGUUUUGCUCAGUCAGUGAGCAAUAUUAUCGAUGGGCCCGUAACAUGGUUCAGAGAAUCAAUUGUUGAACCUAAUCAGAAGAAACAAGCGUGGUAUCAUCAACGUUUUCAACGUGUGCCCACAAUCGAUCAGUGUUACAUUGACGAUGCUGUUUGUCGUUUUGAAGCCGAUCAACAAUUUCGCCGGGAUCGAAUGGUUGAAAAUGAAAUCGUAUCAAUUUUACGGCAACGUUUCGAAGAUUGUACAAUGUAUGAAGCGCCCGACCAUAUUAAAAAAUGCAAGCCUAUUUUAGAACAAUAUGAAAAGGCUGCUGAAAAUUGGUUUAUUAAAUAUGGGGAUUUGGGUGGCUAUGCUAAUGCUAAAAGUGCAUACAUGAAGCAGAAACAUCGUUUGAUCUGGGAGCGUCGACAUGGACAAGUCGGCAGUGGAAUGAAAACAGAGGAAAUACCAUCUAGUUUUGUUUCGGAGGAAGACUAAAAUGGUUUCCAAACGAAUAUUAUGCAUUGAAAUUAAAGCAAAAUUAUGAUACUUUUAAGAACAAGACUCAUUUGCGUUUUGUCUCUAUGCACUCAAUACAUAGCGUAAUGUAUACUUUUCUUGCUGCCAUGUAGGCACAGUAAUUUGAAAUCGCUAUAAUAUGGUGUAAUAUUAUAUAAUGUCCUUUAAUAAAAGUAUUGUACAA